Lactuca sativa (garden lettuce) is the source of this 1055-nucleotide messenger RNA. RefSeq lists its product as uncharacterized. The record is from RefSeq and is a predicted model, not a curated record. NCBI's taxonomy places the organism in Eukaryota, Viridiplantae, Streptophyta, Magnoliopsida, Asterales, Asteraceae.
GAUGAUAAGGAAAACAAGCAUGGCACAAAGAUAAAAUAUUAACGUUCUCCUCCCCCAAAUUGUUGGUUCAAUUAAAAUGUCGGUUAUCGCAUUCAAAGAGAUCUUCAAUUCAUCAUCCGGUGGAAGUGAAAAAACCUACAGUUUCACGGCCUUUCUAAUUCACGGCUUAUUGGGUUGCGGAGAUGACUUUGCAGAUUUCGCCAACUCCCUCGUUACUUCUCUCUCUACUGAUUGGAGGAUGGUUCUUGUGGAUUUGAGGUGUCAUGGGAACUCAACUGAUCGAGAAGGUUUAGCCCCACCUAAUGACACUGCAAAUGCUGCUAGAGAUUUGGCAAACCUCGUGAAAUCUCUUGAUUGGGAUUGGCCAGAUGUUGUUAUCGGCCAUUCUUUAGGUGGUAAGGUGGCCUUGCAAUAUGCUUUAAGUUGUGCUAAUGGUGAUUAUGGUGAUUCAGCACAAUUGCCUAAACAGGUAUGGGUAAUAGAUGUUGGGCCUGGAAAAGCCGAAGAUAAAAGUCAAUAUCAAGAACUGGUGGAUGCGUUGCAAAAGUUGCAUACACUUCCGUCGCUUUUCCCAUCACAAGAGUGGUUGUUGAAUCAGAUGAUUGAUCUUGGGUUUCCAAAGUUCUUAUCAGAGUGGAUAAGCAACAGCCUCAAGAAAUCAGGAGAAUACAUGACAUUUUCAUUCAAUAUUGAUGGUGCUAUACAGCUGUUCGAAUCCGCCGUAGAAAGUGAUUAUUGGUCAUUGCUUGAGGAAACUCCAAAGGGAAUGGAGAUAGCUAUAGUGCGUACUGAAAGCCAACUCUCGUGGACUCAGGAUGUGGUAGAGAGGCUCGAGAGUCUUGCUAGCCGAGAAAGUGAUGAAUCAAGAGGCAAAGUCUUGGUUUAUGUUGUUUCCGAUUCUGGACAUUGGAUUUACAAGGAUCAACCAGAGAGGCUAUUGGAGAUUAUGACCCCAAAAAUAGCCUCUUUGGUUCAUUUCAAGUUGUAAAAUUUCUUUAAUAUGUACACAUAUAAAAAUACAAGUAUGUUGACUAGUAAUAUUUUUUGUUUAAAUA